Molecule: messenger RNA, 677 nt
Organism: Bombus pyrosoma
Lineage: Eukaryota; Metazoa; Arthropoda; Insecta; Hymenoptera; Apidae
Product: mitochondrial import inner membrane translocase subunit TIM14
Exons: 3
Coding region: 141-500 (119 amino acids)
Biological process (GO): protein import into mitochondrial matrix
Cellular component (GO): PAM complex, Tim23 associated import motor
Molecular function (GO): ATPase activator activity
Source: RefSeq, a predicted model, not a curated record
UCACAAUUUCAUCAGAAGUGAAAUAAAUAAUUAUGACUUUACAAAUAUUGCUAUUUAUGAAGAGGAGAAAAAAAAAGAAGAAAAUAUUUUGAUCACCUUUAUUUUCAAUAUCUAACAUUUUUUUCAAUGUAUUUGAGGUUAUGAGGAUACGUACUUCUACACUUAUUGCAGCAGGCAUUGGCCUUGCUGUAGUGGGUUUUACUGGGCGUUAUAUACUCAAAAGAAUGCCACAAUUAUCUCAAAAGAUGGCAGAAGCUUAUAAAAAUGUACCAAAAUUAAAUUCACAGACUUUAGCAAAUAGUAAAUAUUACAAAGGAGGUUUUGAGCCUAAAAUGACUCGACGAGAAGCUAGUUUAAUAUUGGAUGUAUCACCAACUGCAAGUAAAUUGAAAGUAAAACAACAAUUUAAGAAAAUUAUGGCUGUAAAUCAUCCAGAUAGAGGUGGAUCUCCAUAUAUUGCUGCAAAAAUUAAUGAAGCAAAAGAUUUACUAGAAAAAUGAUUUAUAUAUAGAUAAAUGUAUAAGUAUAGAUAGUCUAUAUGAAAUUUGUUUGCAUCUAGCCCCGUGAUACUAAUUUGAAUAAGUAAAUCUAUAUGUGUAUAUAUAUAUAUAGAUAUUUAAUAAGAUAUUGAAUCUGUAUUUUAUUUAACUUAUAAUAAAGUUAUUUAUACAUAAUAA